GAGUCGAUAUACGCGCGCACACACGCACUGAGGCCAAACCGUCGGCAGGCAGACUGGACAACGAUGCAGACCGUUUGCCGAUAGUCACCCCACGACCAAACACGUACGUACUCUGCACAAGCAGGGGUUGAAUGCACACACAUCGAACAAGUGUCACGCACGCCGGCCGAAAAGCGUAGGCGAGAUCCCCACGCACCAUCGUCAGCAGCACACUCGCACACACACUUACACGCCGACGCAGAGAGAAAGAAUCGUCCGAUAGAAAUAUGCCCCUCCCCCAGGGCCCCCUCAUUCCCGCCUCGCUGUCUGUCUCAUCCCUUGCGGCGGUCCCUCAUAUAGUCCUUCAGCUUUGAUCUCAUCUGGGUGGCCUCGAUGCGGGCGUAGUCCUGCAUGGUCUUGUCCGUCUUGUCUGUGCCGGUGUUGGCGGCCUCCUUCCAGCACUGGAACGCGGCCUGGAGCUCCUGCAGGGCGCUCUGCACCGCUGGCUGCACCCAAACCUCGUCGAUGAUCUCCUGGCCAGACUUCCCCCUCUGCAGGGAGGCCCAGCCAGGGAGGAGACACACCAACACCACGUCACAGCACAGCACAUUUGGGUGGAUGAGUGCACACGCAGGGCUUACGUCGAAUUUGCGUCUGAUCUCUUCGCCGGCCUCCUCGUAUCUUUCCUCGUCGAUGAGCUGCAGGAUAGGCUCCAUGGCGGCCUGCUCGGAUGGCGUCCGCUGCCCCAUCCAAUCCACCACACGGUCCUGCACGCAGUUAUGCACACACGUGAGACGGACCGGCUGGCUCUUCAUCUCUCAGCUGUGCGUUACCGCUAUUGAGGGCCUUGUGCUGUCCUCUGCAGCGCCAUCCUGCUGCGGCGCCGACCCACCAUCAGUCACCUCCACGCUGCCAUCACCCUGCAAAUGCCAAUCUUGUGUGUGCAACUGCUGUGACGAAUGUGUGUCAGCAGGCUGACCAUACUAUCCGUGUGUCCGGCCUCGUGCUCCUCGCCGCCGUCGGCCUCCUCAACCUUAACACCCAACACCUAGCGGGCGCCCACACACCGACACACAGGGCGUGUGAGAGUGGCUUGGGAGGAACGUCCGUCUCUCGCUCGCCCACCCCCCCCCGCCCCCCAACCCACCCACCUCCUUCUUUGCUAUGCGGUCCUGCAGGGCCUUCUGCACCGAGGCUAACAACUCGUGGUUCGACACCUGAUGGCAUGGCAUACCAUGGAUGGAUGGAUGGAUGGAUGGACACAAACCGACAAUGAAGACACACAAUGAAAAGUCACAUUGUGUGUCUUCAUUGACUAAUGGCCCACUUACUCGGCUGAUGUCCUGCAGCUCGAUGUCGGUCUGCGCGUAGACGUCACGACGGGACUGAUAGAGACGUCAAUGAUUGAUGCAUCAUCGCGUGUCUGUGUGCGUGCGUGUGUAUGUAUGUGUGCACCUAGUCACCUUUUUGUUGCAUUCGGUUUCCUCCUCCUGCUCUAUGGCCCGUUUGCUUCCGACACCAAGACUGCCACCAGCAACACCUGCAACAUGACCACACACACACACACAGAGAGAGAGAGAGAGAGAUGGGUGGCUGCCGCCCAGGGAGCACAGAGCAUGUACCGUUGAGGGGAGAGAUGGUGACCUUGGUGUGGUGCAUUUGGUCCCAGCGGUCGUGGACGGUGGUGAGGUGCCCCUCCAUGAUGGUGGCCGUGCGAUGCUGGCCGACCUCUCCAUACGCCCUCUCCCAUCGGUCCUCGCCACUGGGAUCGUGCACCAGUAGCUUGUACUCAAUCUGGCCGCUAUCAGGGACCGACUGGAUGGCGAUGGGCUCGCUAAUCCAAAUGGGCACGGUAACAGCAAACGUGGUGAGCUGCAGGGCCGUAUACCACAGCUUGUCAUGGUUACUGCACACGCGCACCUCCUGCCCCCAGCCGCAUAUGUCGGUGGAGACCUCGGCGACGAACCGCACAGCUGCGCCGUGCCCACCAGGAGACUGCAAAAACGACAAAGAAGAGAGAGAAUGGUCCAGUGAGGAUGCACCCGUGAAUUCUUGCGGCCUCACCUCCAUCUGCGAUGCCCGGCGAUUUCCCAGCCAGGACUCCUCCGCAUCACACGCCGCAGCGGCAGGCUGGCGCACCGCCGAGGGAAGAGACCCUCUCUGUUCGUCAUGGCAAGCCCCUGCAGUCGGGGCUCCCUCCUCCUCCUUCACCCGCACAUCUGCCUUGAUCAUGCUAGCAGCAGUCUGCCUUGAAGAGGAGAGUCACGGCGAGUGACGAGAUUCUCUC
Molecule: messenger RNA, 2266 nt
Organism: Vitrella brassicaformis
Lineage: Eukaryota; Vitrellaceae
Source: the annotation of a GenBank genome assembly